This is a messenger RNA of Suillus plorans, 550 nucleotides long. RefSeq lists its product as uncharacterized. The transcript has 2 exons. Lineage: Eukaryota; Fungi; Basidiomycota; Agaricomycetes; Boletales; Suillaceae. The record is from RefSeq and is a predicted model, not a curated record. Bases 179 to 454 code for a protein of 91 amino acids.
CGUCUAGAGAUAUCGUGUUGCCACGGCGCAUUGGUUUACUUAGUCGGACGCACAGCAGGUACAUGUUUUGGGCUGACCGCCCUUUACUGCUGGUGUAUAAAAGCGAAGCGGUAAUAUCUCAGUCCAAUAACAAAGAACAUCAUCCACAGUCACUGAAGACCCAUCCUCGAGCGCUACAAUGAAGUUCAUCUCACUCACCACUGUGAUCAUGUCUGCCGUAGUAUUGGUGGGCAUCGUUAAAGCAGACAUCAACCCCAACGGGGGGCCAUGUGCCCAGAACAGUAAAUAUUCAGCAUAUUUUCAAGCUGAUCUCAGACCGCAUACUUACGGGUGCAUUUUGUUUUUCUGCAAUUUAAACAACAUUGUCGAGACCGUUCAAAUGUGCACUUGUAUCGAGUGCUGUUAUGUCGUCAACGGAGGUGUAGGUGACGACGGGUAUGUGCAUUGCACAUAAGAGGAAAGAAAGGGUGAGCCCACUUCUUGCUUGCCGUGUCAAUAAUGUAAGUGAUACCUGAACCAUUGAAUAGGGCGCUCGAAGUAAAACCUACAG